Molecule: messenger RNA, 660 nt
Organism: Trichomonas vaginalis G3
Lineage: Eukaryota; Parabasalia; Trichomonadida; Trichomonadidae
Product: family protein-related family
Exons: 1
Coding region: 1-660 (219 amino acids)
Source: RefSeq, a predicted model, not a curated record
AUGUUACCUUGUCUUUUAUUUUAUGGGCAAUUAGUUCACUCUGAAGAUUAUCCUCAGGCAGGAAGGAUAACUGCUGAUGUCCUUAAUAUUAGAGAUGGGCCUUCAGUUGGAUAUUCAAUUAUUGGCUCUUUGGAUCAAAAUCAAGUGGUUCAGUUAUAUGACGAAAUUGGCGGUUGGCACAAAAUUAAAUACUUUAAGAGAGAUGGUUAUUUUAACAAAAAAUUUUUUCAGGAAAUAAAAGAUUUAAUUCCUUCUUAUCCCAAGGUCCCUAUUUUGCAAAAUAAUACUCUUCUUGACAAGAAAAUACAAAUGAAUGGAAGCGGUUUUCUUUGUGCAUGUUAUUGUGGUGGAUAUAGUGACGUGCAGCGUAUAAAUGAUAAAUUCGAACUUUUGAGAUCAGAAAUUAUUAUCAAUGAAGAUGGGUCUGUAAAUGACUGGAAUCUUCUUGCUAUUAGUGCUGCAAAAGGAAUCGAUUACAUGCUUGUAGGGAAAUUUGAUUUCCCUGCUCCAAACCAAAGAGAAAUUUUACAAUGCGAAGACAGUCAAGGUAGAUUCCAUUACGUUGUUGGAGAUGGAAGUUCAAAAAUUACUUAUGAUCCCAAUCCAGGCAACAAUAUUGACUACUAUAAAUGCAAAAGCAAAAUCUUCAUAUCUUACUAA